Messenger RNA from Protobothrops mucrosquamatus (brown spotted pit viper), 1503 nucleotides. RefSeq names its product N-myristoyltransferase 2 (gene NMT2). Gene Ontology annotation, molecular function: glycylpeptide N-tetradecanoyltransferase activity. The transcript is spliced from 11 exons. Gene Ontology annotation, biological process: N-terminal peptidyl-glycine N-myristoylation. Gene Ontology annotation, cellular component: cytoplasm. The coding region runs from base 1 to 1380 and encodes 459 amino acids. Lineage: Eukaryota; Metazoa; Chordata; Lepidosauria; Squamata; Viperidae. The record is from RefSeq and is a predicted model, not a curated record.
AUGGCGGAGGACAGUGAGUCUGCCGCCAGUCAGCAAAGCCUCGAGCUGGACGAUCAGGACACCUGCGGCAUCGACGGCGACAAUGAGGAGGAGACGGAGCACUCCAAAGGAAGUCCAGGGGGAGAAUUGGGAGCUAAAAAGAAGAAAAAGAAGCAGAAACGAAAAAAGGAGAAAACAAAUUCUGGAGGUACCAAAUCAGACUCUGCUUCUGACUCCCAGGAGAUUAAAAUUCAGCAACCUUCAAAAAAUCCAGCCAUUCCAAUGCAGAAGCUGCAAGACAUUCAAAGAGCUAUGGAGCUGCUCUCAGCCUGUCAGGGCCCAGCCAAGAAUAUUGAUGAAGCGACCAAACGUAAAUACCAGUUUUGGGACACACAGCCUGUACCCAAGCUUAGUGAAGUUAUAACAUCUCAUGGUGCUAUUGAACCAGAUAAAGAUAACAUUCGCCUAGAGCCAUAUUCUUUACCGCAGGGUUUUACUUGGGACACGUUGGAUCUGAGCAGUGCUGAAGUUUUAAAAGAGUUGUACAUGCUGCUAAAUGAAAAUUAUGUUGAAGAUGACGAUAACAUGUUUAGAUUUGAUUAUUCAUCGGAAUUCCUUUUGUGUGAGAAGAAAAUGGUAGAAAUUAAUUUUCUGUGUGUCCAUAAAAAACUACGAUCAAAGCGAGUCGCACCGGUCCUAAUCCGUGAAAUAACCAGAAGAGUAAACUUGGAAGGGAUUUUUCAGGCUGUUUACACUGCAGGAGUCGUCCUUCCCAAACCUGUAGCAACCUGCAGGUACUGGCAUCGAUCGUUGAACCCCAGAAAAUUGGUAGAAGUGAAAUUUUCUCACUUGAGCAGAAAUAUGACAUUACAGAGAACAAUGAAGCUCUACAGACUUCCUGAUGCCACAAAAACCUCAGGCUUGAGACCUAUGGAACGAAAAGAUAUCAAAGCAGUGCAAGAGUUGAUUAACAAUUACUUGAAGCAGUUCAAUCUCGCUCCUGUUAUGGACGAAGAAGAAGUGGCUCACUGGUUCCUGCCUCAGGAUCAUAUUAUUGACACCUUUGUGGUAGAGAAUUCAAAUGGUGUUUUAACUGACUUUCUGAGUUUCUAUACAUUACCUUCAACAGUCAUGCACCACCCUGCUCAUAAAAGCCUCAAAGCAGCCUAUUCCUUCUAUAAUGUUCACACAGAGACCCCUCUCUUGGAUCUAAUGAAUGACGCACUCAUUAUAGCAAAGAUGAAAGGAUUCGAUGUGUUUAAUGCACUAGACUUGAUGGAAAACAAAACAUUCCUGGAAAAACUGAAAUUUGGUAUUGGAGAUGGCAAUCUGCAGUAUUAUUUGUAUAACUGGAGAUGUCCUGGCAUGGAUUCUGAAAAGGUUGGUCUUGUAUUACAAUAAGGUGAAAGGACACUUAUAUUUAUAAUCCUUGGAAGUCAUCAUCUGGGCUGUUGGAUGCUCUUGGAUCCGUACAGUUCAAGAGGAGCCAAAGCACAAUGCCUGUUGAACUUAAAUCAAUCAGUC